Molecule: messenger RNA, 3163 nt
Organism: Melanotaenia boesemani (Boeseman's rainbowfish)
Lineage: Eukaryota; Metazoa; Chordata; Actinopteri; Atheriniformes; Melanotaeniidae
Product: acetylcholinesterase collagenic tail peptide
Exons: 17
Coding region: 852-2384 (510 amino acids)
Source: RefSeq, a predicted model, not a curated record
ACCAAUGUGAAGUGGGUGAUCCACCCCGGCUUUCCACACAGUAGACCAGAAGCCGAUGCUGGGAGAGGACACACCAGCUGAUGUGCAUGUGAUCCACUGGAGCUGCCGGAGCCGCCACCGCUGGGCUGGCUCCACACCGUGGCCUCUGUUGGGUAUUUAAAACGAGAAGUUGAGGAGAGGGGAAGGUCCUCCAAUUGUGUUAUUAUUGACCAGCGGAGGAAAAGAGGCGGGUCGAUAAGUAGAUCCGAUUUAUUAGCCUUGCAGACUGUACGCUAAAUGUAAUCGGAGCCAUUGCACGCAGCGCGCAGUUUCAUUUAGACGAGAGGAGCGCCAAAUAGCGCGCCUGCACGUGUAACAACAAUCAAAUAGAAGGUAAGGAAAAGCCUGUUGAUGUUACUUCGGUUUAAAGCUGGUUAAUCACUAAGGCAGGGUACACUGUUUAUCAGAGAUAACAUCAGAGAUUAAAUGAAGCAUCUUUUUGCCACUACAAUGACCUGCAUCUAUCAAACGACUAGUGAGUGAACGUGAAACCACUGUGUGAAAGAACCUAUGACAGCCUUACAAAUGUUGGCAUGACUUGUGUGACUGAGUGGCCUCUCCUUAGUCUAAUUCUGGCACGAAGGGAGGGGGUUGUUGCACGGCUGGAAUUACAGCGGUGCUGCAUCUGCUGCAGUGUGGAGCUUCAACAACUUUAUAGUGCUAAAAUGAGAGAGAGUGUGUGUGACUGAAGUGAUGAAAUGGUGACACCUUCAAGGGGGAGUUAGGAAAAGUGACAGCUGCCACUGUCUGGCAAAAAAUAGUGCACGUGUGACAGAUUGUGUUGUGUGUUUUUGAGAAAGUAAAGUAGCAGCAUGGACCUGGUGAAGAUUGCAGUGUCCUUCCACAUCAUUCUAUGUCCUGCAUGGACCUCAUCCCAUCACUCUUACAUGGACAGCAUCCUCUCUACCCACUCAGCUCUCAGAUUGCUGGAUGAGCCAUUGAGGUUUGACCCCUGUUGUCUGAUGUCACCACCUCCGCCGCCGCUAUUCCCUCCUCCACCUAAGCUUUGGAAGAGGGGCAGCACUGAGGGGAUCAGCAUAUUAGAACCAAGCAUACAAGAAGGAGGUGUGAAGGAAAAACAAAAGCUUGUGACACCAGGAUGUUCACCUGGACCUCCAGGGCCUUCAGGACCACGUGGCCCAGAGGGUCAUAGUGGAUUGCCUGGCAUAAGAGGGCCAAAAGGGGAGAAGGGAGAAAUUGGACGUCCAGGGUCAAAGGGUCGAACUGGAGCUCCAGGCCUUCCAGGGAAACCAGGGCAACCAGGCUGGCCUGGUCCAGAGGGGCCAAAAGGUGAGAAGGGAGAUCCAGGACUCAUGGGUUUACCUGGACUGCGGGGUCCACCAGGAAUAAAGGGAUUACGUGGUUACAAAGGUGAAAAGGGGGACUAUGGUGAGCCUGGCUUAGCUGGACCAAAAGGCAACCAGGGUUCCAUUGGUUUGCCAGGGAUGCUUGGGCAGAAGGGUGAGUUGGGAACAAAGGGAGAGCCUGGUGUUCCGGGGAAGAGAGGACCUACUGGUCGCCCAGGAAAGAGAGGCAAACAGGGCAUGAAGGGCCAUUCUGGUGCUCCGGGAGUCAUGGGCCCCCCAGGAUCUCCCGGUCCUAAUGGCCUUCCUGGCCCACCUGGUCCUCCUGCGUCAGGUCUCUAUGUUGUAGGGGAGAAAGGGGAGAAGGGUCCUCCAGGUGCGCCAGGUCGUUGUGACUGUAACACCAUUCUAGGAGCAAAUAAUGCCCCUUUUGGCAGCUACACACAACGGCACGGGGCCAAUAAAGUCACUGCUAUAUAUGUAGUGAACAGUGAGGAGGAAAUGGGCCGUCUACAUGUAGAUAAUGCUAUGGCAUUCAGGAAGGAUCAGAGGAUGUUGUACUUUAAUGACAAAGGUGGAUGGAGUCCCAUACAGCCUUUCCAGUCUUUCCAGUCUACUGAGACAAUCCCAGACAGAGUCGGUGUCUGUGGAGAUGGAAAGGUGCAGGCCCAGCAUGGAGAGGAGUGUGACGAUGGGAACCAGAUUGUUACUGAUGCAUGUUUCAGAAAUGCUGUACUGGCAUCACUGAAAACAGGCUGCAGUGCCAAAGAAAUUAGUAGCGUCUCCUUGCCUCCCUCCCUCCCUCCCUCCCUUGUUUUCUCCUACCUCUGCCUAUACGUUGUUAGUCUUCUUCCUUUGGCUUUUGCAGACUGUAAGUGGGCCUACUGUGGAGAUGGCUACCGCCAUGAAGGCAUGGAGGAAUGUGAUGGAAAGGACUUUGGUUAUCAGACCUGCAAAUCAUAUCUUCCUGGGUCCUUUGGUCAGCUCAAAUGCACCGAAUUCUGCCUCAUUGAUUCUACUGGCUGCAAGUACUUCACUUGAAUUUAAUAGUUUAGAAAUGGCCACAGUGUAUGUUUGCACUUUCUCUUUCUGAUCAUGGGGAUUAUACUUCAGAUUUCCACUGAAGUCUCACCCAUUUGUAAUUAUCGAUGGAUUGAAAGAAUGUACUAAAGAUAAUCUCUUGCUCUGAGCCAUGAAAGUCAUGGAAGUCAGUUUUAAAUCAACUGUACCCACUUGAGAUGAGUUUCCGGUUGAGCAGCUCCUUUCUACUGUCACCUCAUUGGCUGCAGCACUGUUACGGACUCUAAAGAUGGGGAACGGUUUAAUAAUUGUAUCAAAUGAAAUCUUACAAUGUUUAUGACUUGCUGACUGUUAAUGCAGAAAUAAGCUAAGUACUCCUUAAUACAAGGGUAAAAAAAAGCCUUUUGCAAAGAGGCAGUUUAGCUAUAGAUACUGUGGUAUGCAUUUCAGGGGUGUGUGGAUGUGUCUAUUCCUGUGCAAUGUAUUUCAAAACAUAUAUUUAUUAAGUGCAAUGUUGUGAUAAUGCAUGUUAAUGUGUUUUAGUGCACAACAGAUUGUUUAACCAGUGCUGUAACAGUACAAGCCAAGUGGUAGCCCACUAGAAGGGAAUGUGUGGAUAAAACAGAAGAAAAAUGAAUGUCAUUAAAAAAAAAAAAGUACCUGUUAUUACUGAUGAAGCAUGAAGUUACACCACAAUGACUAAAUAAGUUUACAAAGAUGUGAUGCGUCUAUCAUUUUCAUGCAUGGCUGUAAAUCAAAUAAAAUACAGUACAUCAAUAAAGAGCUGCGAUCAAAAGUGA